GGCGUAUUUCGGUUGGACCAAUUUCAUAUUGCCCUCUCCUUGCUACUGGGCACUCUGGGCUCCCUCUUUAUCCCUCACGUCCCCGAGGACUUGGAUGUUCUCUGCGCUGCUGUAGCAGUAAUCGUCAACUACUUCCCACUUUGUGCCUUCGCGUGGAAAUUCGUUUUUGGAUUGAACGCUCUUCUUAUGGUCGGUCAUCUUGGUUCCAUCGACUCCUUCAAGACCCGAAGUUUUAUGAAAAGAAGACGAGACGGAGGCGUGAGAAAGAAGAUUAUGGUGAAUGAUGAAUUCAGCCAACCGUCUCUAUCUAAAAAGAUAUAA
Messenger RNA from Rodentolepis nana, 321 nucleotides. NCBI's taxonomy places the organism in Eukaryota, Metazoa, Platyhelminthes, Cestoda, Cyclophyllidea, Hymenolepididae. The record is from the annotation of a GenBank genome assembly.